CUUCUAUAUACUUAUCUUAACUCCCUAGGGGAUGGCCAGAAGUUUUCUAGGAAUAGAAUAGCUUCUGUAAUGCAGGAAAUUGAUCCAGAAAGUAUAUAACGUUGCUCGGAAGAGAUGAAGGCAGCUAGGGAGGAAUAUAAUAUUCAUGGGCCGAACUUUGUUUGGUCUAUCGAUAGCUAUUGCAAGCUACGAUUUUGUGGGAUUGAGAUAUAUGCUGGUAUUGAUGCCUACUCACGGUUCGUACCUUGGAUUUAUAUUGGAAUCUCAAAUGGUUAUGCUAUAAGUAUGCAAUACCUUGACUUGGUAGACGAAAUGGAGGUUAUUCCGCUCCAUAUUCGAUCGGAUAGAGGAUGCGAAACACCCAUAAUUACUAAUGCCCAUUAUAUCCUCUAUAAAGCGACGUGCCAAACAAGGGGUAUUAAUCCAUAUCAGUUCUCAGAUCUCUAUUAGCUUUACUCCCGCAAACUUCUCCCUGACUAUAUCGCUAUGCUUUUCGUCUAUUUACCUAUUAUACGGGAGCAAACUAAGGAGUUCGUCCGGGUUUGGAAUAUCCAUUUAAUUAGGAAACAGCCUAAUCGUCCACAUAUCGUUACACUUGAGUGGUGUGAGCAAGAGCUUAAGAAUGCCGGCUUUAUACUCCCAAUUACGGAGUCUACACGUGACUCGAAUAGGGAUCUGAACCACCUGAGUACGUAUAUAUAUCUAAGGGAGUCAAUUAGCGACCACCUAAUUAAUACGAAGAAUACUUGUCCAAAGCUAGGGCUUUUAUUAAUACCUAAGGGUAUAUAUAAUUGG
Messenger RNA from Hyaloscypha bicolor E, 795 nucleotides. RefSeq lists its product as uncharacterized. NCBI's taxonomy places the organism in Eukaryota, Fungi, Ascomycota, Leotiomycetes, Helotiales, Hyaloscyphaceae. The record is from RefSeq and is a predicted model, not a curated record. Bases 115 to 450 code for a protein of 111 amino acids. The transcript is spliced from 5 exons.